Messenger RNA from Nicotiana attenuata, 986 nucleotides. Its product is annotated as 60S ribosomal protein L19-3-like. The record is from RefSeq and is a predicted model, not a curated record. Bases 59 to 697 code for a protein of 212 amino acids. NCBI's taxonomy places the organism in Eukaryota, Viridiplantae, Streptophyta, Magnoliopsida, Solanales, Solanaceae. Gene Ontology annotation, molecular function: RNA binding; structural constituent of ribosome. The transcript has 5 exons. Gene Ontology annotation, biological process: translation. Gene Ontology annotation, cellular component: ribosome; cytosolic large ribosomal subunit.
UCUCUCAACUGCAGUUCAUUUCUCCUUUGUUCGCAGCUUCGCUGAAGAGAAUCGGAAAAUGGUUUCGCUGAAGCUACAGAAGCGGCUCGCCGCUAGUGUCCUCAAGUGUGGAAGAGGCAAAGUUUGGCUCGAUCCUAAUGAGGGCAACGAAAUCUCCAUGGCCAAUUCCCGCCAAAAUAUCAGAAAAUUGGUGAAGGAUGGUUUCAUCAUCAGGAAGCCAACCAAAAUUCACUCCAGAUCUCGUGCUCGCAGAAUGAAGGAAGCCAAGAGGAAAGGCCGUCACUCUGGAUACGGUAAGCGCAAAGGUACCAGGGAGGCUAGACUGCCCACAAAGGUGCUUUGGAUGAGGAGAAUGAGAGUCCUUAGGCGCUUGCUUCGCAAGUACAGGGAGUCAAAGAAGAUUGACAGACACAUGUAUCAUGACAUGUACAUGAAGGUGAAGGGUAAUGUUUUCAAGAAUAAGCGUGUGCUGAUGGAAAAUAUCCACAAAACAAAGGCUGAAAAGGCUAGAGAAAAGACCUUGUCCGACCAAUUUGAGGCCAGGAGGGCAAAGAACAAAGCUAGCAGGGAAAGAAAGUUUGCUAGGAGGGAGGAGCGUUUGGCACAGGGACCAGGAGAGAGGCCAGUUCAACCUGCAGCUCCGGCUGCUGCCGCACCAGUCCAAUCAGCUCAGGGGUCUAAGAAGUCAAAGAAGUGAGGAUGAUGAAUUGUAAGGAGGGUUGGUGCUAAGCCUGCUUUUUGUUCUUGUUAGUAUGACAGUUUAGUAUGUUUGAUCUGUUCCCUUAUUGGUCUUUUAACUUUGAAAGACAGCGUCACCUGUACGAAUUUCGAAGCGGGUUUAAAGUUUUGAUACCUUGUUUCUCAGUGAUACAUUUUACCCAUAUGUUUUGAUUAUAUAUUCAACUUAGUUGCUUUUCGUCGGAUGGAAUGUAGUGGAUGAGCUGAUAUUUGGGAAUCGAUUUCUUAUACUUGUUGCAAUUCUCAGC